Molecule: messenger RNA, 2228 nt
Organism: Alternaria rosae
Lineage: Eukaryota; Fungi; Ascomycota; Dothideomycetes; Pleosporales; Pleosporaceae
Exons: 2
Coding region: 440-2044 (534 amino acids)
Source: RefSeq, a predicted model, not a curated record
CGCACUCUUCGUGUUCAAGUGAAGGUGAAGGGAAUUCGACGAUACUAGCGCGCCGGCCUCGUCGCUCUCCCAUGUGGUACAAUAGGAACGACGGACUGUGAUUUGCUGGGAUCGACCAAACAAUACGGUGAUAUCAAAGUUACAAGCAUCUUCAAUCUCCAAAUAGGGAAUUUCUACAAGAAAAAAUCACGCUAUUGUCCGACGUCUCGACAAUGGGGAAAACGAUACACACGGGCAGCCCACGAGUCCAGAACCAGUAUAACAUCUCUACAGCUUCUGGUCCUUCUCCUCUUUGCAACCUACUUUCUACUCAUCAACUUCUAUCUUUGCUCAAUUUCUUCUUCUUGUAACUUCCCUUGCUUUUGACGCCGGUCGUCUCUAUAUUCUUACACUCAAACUUCUUCAUCAGUCGGUCUGGCACCGCUUCUUUCGAGCCACCAUGUCUUCACCCCAAGCUCCCAACUCUCCGGCUCGCCCAGAGGCUCCGGAUUCACGUGCUGAUGGACGCAACGUUUCUCCCGUUCUUCCUGUUGUGCCUGUCGACGCACCUAGAAACUUGACUCCAACCUCGCCUGCUCCUCGCUCAGAGCACUUGGACUCGUUCAAUGCUGUCCGCGACGCCUUUGCCGGUAUCCCCGACUUGCCUGUCGAUGACAUCCCCGAGCUACCUGCCUUCAACCCCUUCGAGCCCAUUGAUUCCGGUCUUCAUCAAGAAGACGACGGCUUGGGUGAUCUUUCUGGUUUCCGGUUCGACGGCGACUUUGCUCAACACAAAGAGCUCGGUCACAACGAACAGGCCAAGGAUCACGGUGCCGUCCACGAUGCCUUCGCUACACUUCCAGUAGUACCCACCAACAACCUCAACUUGGACAUCGGAAACAUGGACUUUGACCACACCCUGUUCGACUGCAACGAGUUCGCCGGCAAUCAAGGCAACGCCGACUUCACCGCCACCAACUUGGAGCUCUCCCUACAGCAUACACUUGCUUCGACUCAGAAUCAACAUGGAGGCUCCGCAUCUACCGUCGAGGAGCACACUGCACAAGCCUGCAACGAGAAGCCCCAGGUUCCAAAAUCCAGCAGUUCUGAUGCCGAGUUCAACUUUGAGGAGUUCUGUGCACGCUUUCACUCUGGAGAACUCAGUCCAGCUCAACAGGUUGGGGUUAUCGACGCCUUGGCCGAGAAGAAGAUGGACGCAGUAUACCAAGAUCUGAUGCGUGCUCAUGGGUUUCAACUUAUGGUUCCAACCGCGGUCCCGUCCGGAGCUCUCACCGAGGACAACUACUUACCCCUCGUAUGGGAGCCCGAAGUCGAUGAAGAUGGGAAUGAAAUUAUGGCCAUUGAACUCAACGCUCUUAUGCCUUCUCCGUCGUUUCCACCCCUUCAGCCCAUUUACCCAGCAUUUAGCGGGCGCUUCAAGACUGGUCCAGCCGCUAGAGCACACCGCAAGCGCACCCGCGUUCCAAAGAAGGAUGGAGCACCAGAUGUCGAACGCGUCAAGCGUUAUGGACGCAUGUACUGGGUACGCCGUAUCUACGAGUCCAUGAUCGACAUUUCCAACAUCAGCGACGGCGAGCAGUCGAUCAAGCGCAUUCGCUUUAGCGAAAACAUGGCGUUUGAUCCCAUGGAUAUCGAGGCUGCGGCUCACCACGUCUUCGACGAGGCCAUCGCCGUACACGAGCGAGGCUGGGUUCGCUCCAUCGUCUACCACAAGAGGGUGGUUCGCGGUAAGCUCACCGAUGUCAGCGAGAGGAGCUUGGAGAGGCGCUUGGCCCGUAUCUGUUUCUGCCUGCAGCGGGGGAAGGCGAUGUGCGAUGAUGUCAUGCGUGGAGGUAUCACUCUUGCGCUCUUGUGCGACAACCCCGAGGCUAGGGGCUUCACCAAGCUCAUGAACAACCUUGGCAACGCAAAGCGUGGAGAGCGAUUGAAGGCCGCGAAGGGGGUUUUGGAGGAGACUGGGGUCGCGGUUGUGGUUGCGGGAGAUGAUGAGGAGCAUGGCGAGAAAGAGGACCAGGAUGACGGAAGACGAGGAGCGGAAUCGUGACCAGGAUUGAUGAUGAUGGUGGCGGCGAUGGAUGCCAGGUCUUCACUGCUUUUCGAUAUCCAUUCCUUUUGAGCUCUCUGCUUGAGCGGCUGGUCCGCACAAGAGGCUUAGAUGUCCGUUCGGUGUCAACUUCCAUAUCACAUAGGAUUUGUCAAGCUCAGUAAAACUUGACACCUCCAACGCU